Malania oleifera is the source of this 3112-nucleotide messenger RNA. RefSeq names its product putative pentatricopeptide repeat-containing protein At3g13770, mitochondrial. Gene Ontology annotation, biological process: RNA modification. The coding region runs from base 217 to 2145 and encodes 642 amino acids. The record is from RefSeq and is a predicted model, not a curated record. Gene Ontology annotation, molecular function: protein binding; RNA binding; zinc ion binding. The transcript has 2 exons. Lineage: Eukaryota; Viridiplantae; Streptophyta; Magnoliopsida; Santalales; Ximeniaceae.
GCUAUGGCCGUGAUUUUUCGCGGUGUGUGCCAUAACUCAAAAAACCGGCUGCCACCAUUAUUUAAAACCACGCCUGAGAUUGGGGAGUCAAGCUCAGGGAAACUCUCCAUAGUAUAACCGGGGAGGAUUCCAUUGUAGUUAACGGCCUUUGCAUGUCAGUGAGCUGCAAAGGCUAACUCGCCAAGAAUUCGUGGACUGUCAUGGUUAUUUAUCAACAUGAAAAUGCUCAGGACAAUCCCUACAUUUUUCCAUCAACCCAAUCAUGCAUUUUCUUCCGUCUCAACUCAAUUUUCUCUACAGCCAAACAUCCCCAUGUUCCCGCCAGCCCCACCAAAUUUGAAAAUCCUGUGCUCCAACGGUCAACUGAAAGAGGCCCUUCUAGAAAUGGCCGUGCAAGGUCUUGAAGUGAACUUCAAAGGCUAUGAUUCAAUCUUAACGGAGUGUGUGAACCAACGAGCCAUUAGAAAAGGUCAAAGAGUCCAUGCCCACAUGAUAAAGACGCGUUAUCUCCCGCCUGUGUACCUCAGAACCAGGUUAAUUGUCUUCUACAGCAAAUGUGAGUGGCUGAGAGAUGCACGCAGAGUGCUCGACGAAAUGCCUGAUCGGAAUGUAGUUUCUUGGACUGCCAUGAUUUCAGCUUAUUCUCAGAGGGGGUAUACCUCUGAAGCUUUGGAUCUUUUUGUACAGAUGUUGAGAUCAGGUACAAAGCCAAAUGAGUUCACUUUUGCAACAGUACUUACCUCUUGUUUGGGUGCUUUUGGGCUGGAUCAGGGAAGGCAAGUCCACUCUUUAAUAAUCAAGAACAAUUUUGACACGCAUAUGUAUGUUGGCAGUUCACUUCUUGACAUGUAUGCGAAAUCUGGUAGAAUCCAUGAAGCUCGGGAAGUUUUUGAAGGCUUGCCAGAGAGGGAUGUUGUAUCUUGUACCGCCAUAAUCUCAGGCUAUGCUCAAUUGGGACUUGAUGAGGAGGCUUUGGAUCUAUUCCGUAAGUUGCAGAAGGAAGGAAUGAUUUCAAAUUAUGUUACUUAUGCCAAUGUUUUAACAGCAUUAUCAGGGCUUGCUGCAUUAGAUCAUGGCAGACAAGUUCAUAGUCAUGUACUUCGAUCUGAACUGCCUUUCUAUGUGGUUCUGCAGAAUUCUCUGAUUGACAUGUACUCAAAAUGUGGAAAUCUCAACUAUUCAAGGAGGGUCUUUGAUAACAUGCCUGAGAGAACUGUUAUAUCAUGGAAUGCGAUGCUUGUCGGUUAUGGUAAACAUGGGAUGGAAAGAGAGGUGGUCAAGCUUUUCAAAUUGAUGAGAGAAGAAAAUAAAGUUAAACCAGAUAGUGUCACUUUUUUGGCUGUUUUGUCUGGUUGUAGCCAUGGAGGAAUGGAAGAUAGAGGGGUGGAAAUUUUUGAAGAAAUGGUGAAUGGGAAAGACGGGGUUGAACUAGAGAUUGAGCACUAUGGGUGUGUUGUUGAUUUGCUUGGACGUGCUGGCCAAGUAGAAAAGGCUUUUGAAUUUAUCAAACAAAUGCCUUUCGAGCCAACUGCUGCUAUUUGGGGCUCGCUGUUGGGUGCUUGUAGGGUUCACAUGAAUGUUCGUAUUGGGGAAAUUGUGGCUCAUCGGCUUUUAGAAAUUGAGCCUGAAAAUGCUGGGAAUUAUGUUAUUCUGUCUAAUUUGUAUGCUUCUGCAGGGAGAUGGGAAGAUGUUAGGACUCUAAGGGAAUUGAUGAAGAACAAGGCUGUGGUGAAGGAGCCAGGAAGAAGCUGGAUUGAGCUUGACCAAAUGCUUCAUACUUUUCAUGCCAGCGAUCGAUCCCAUCCAAGGAGGCAAGAGGUAUUUUCAAAGGUGAAGGAAUUGUCUAUCAAAAUCAAGGAAGCUGGAUAUAUUCCUGAUUUGAGUUGUGUUUUAUAUGAUGUGGAUGAUGAGCAGAAGGAGAAGAUUCUCCUAGGCCAUAGUGAAAAGUUGGCCUUGGCUUUUGGACUGAUUGGUAGCCCUGAUGGAGUCCCUGUUCGGGUCAUGAAAAACCUCCGUAUUUGUGUGGAUUGCCACAAUUUUGCCAAGUUUGUGUCAAAGGUGUACGGUAGGGAAGUAUCUUUAAGAGAUAAGAACCGAUUUCAUCAUAUCACUGGAGGAAUCUGUUCAUGUGGAGACUACUGGUGAGCUUUGUUGUCCUGAGAAUUAAUUGAUGCGCAGGUGAUGUCCUUGGACACUUUGAAGAUGCAAUACAAUUAUUGCAUGAUGUUGUUUCUGGUUUAGGCUAUAUUUGUUGUGUCAAUCUUUCCAUGAAAUGAUGACUUCAUAGUGGCAUCUAUUUUUCAAAAAACAGCAGUGGGACGCCAUAAAAACUGACACAUUUUGGGUGAAGAUUUUAAGAGCCCUGGGUAACUGGUGUAUGUCAUGCGUAGUUGGAAUGCCAACAUGAACAGAAGGCAUAGACAAGUAUAUUGGCUGUGGAAUGAAUAGGAGAACAGACGUACACCAAAUUCUUCUUUUGUGGCUUGCUGGAUUCUGACAAGAUCAUCAUGAUUGGUGCUAAGUAGAAAAUGCUUUAAGCCAUGAAAGCCUUAUAUUGAGAUACUUAGAAGGAGAUUGAUUAAGGGAAGCUAUAUUCAACCAGCCAAUAAGAUCAGUUAUGUUCGAUCAGUAAUGUGAUACAGCCUUGUAAGCCACCUGCUCAUUAUAAUGCAUGCUUGUAUUGGAAGCCUCGCUCAUUUGGUGAAAAAAGAAUUGCAUCAAGUGGGUGGAUGUUGAGGAGUCGUCAAAAUGCGGAAAUGGGCUGAUCCAUAUUUAUUGCAGCUACCUUGGAAUUUCAAUGCCAGAAUUGAGAAUUAUAUUGUGAGAUACUAUUCUGAAAUGGCAAAGCCAUAGAAACUCAUAAAAUUAGUGUUGCAUGCAGAAUACAAUUGCGGAAAAUUCUAGCUCUUGGCUUCUUCUUCUUCUUGAAGUAAAUGAGGAAGCAAUUUUUCAGAGCUUUCGGAGUUGCUUUUUCUCACGGUGUAAUUGUUCAAACAUUCAGAUGCAGCUGAAUCAUGUGAAGUGUACAGCACCUAAUUGAAAUGGUUUUGUGUUUGACAGUAGAAAUUUUUGAAUGGGCAAAAUAUUAAUACAGACUAAUUAUUUUUGUGUC